AUGUCUUUUCCUCCAGGCAAAGCGUCUGAUAAAAAUAAACGGUUUCAAGUUAGUAAAUCAAAUGAGUUUGUAACGAAAAGUAAAUCGAACGAUAACCCAAAACCUGCGGCUCGUUCGCAAUCUGGGUGGCAAAGUUUUGGGAAACCAAGUAGCCGACGAAUUCCACCUCCAGCCAAUUUACCAAGUUUACGAAGUGAAAUCGGAACAGGCAAUGGACCAGCACUUGAUCCGAAUGUACCCAUUGUACCGUCAGGUAGUCAUGGAUGGUCAAGUGGAGGACCAUCGUCAUCGUCAAAUACAACACCCGCUAAUCAAAAUUUAUUAUCCACCACAGCAACAGCGGCCGGUGUACAAAUACAAAAUCAUCCAGCGACACCGAUUAAAUCGCAAUCAGCACCGCAAGAUUCAUCGGCUGCUGUUGGUGGGGCAUCGUCGUCAAAUAAAGCGGCUACAUGGAGUACAAUAACAGCCGGUAUUGAGCCACCUAAUCUACCAAAUUUACAGGAUUUUCCACGUUUAUCUACACCAGAUGGGAAAAGUAUGACAAGUAGUACACAGAGUGGAACUAACGUUUCGAAUAAAAAACCACAACAGUCAAAUGAUCAGUCAUCUUUAAACAACAAUGUACUCAGUUCUUUAACAAAUUCAAAUACAAGUGGACCAAGUUUAAGACCGGCGAAUAUCGCAUCAUGGCGUGAAGGUGGUGGACGCGCACAACCAUUACUGACCGAUCAGAAAGAUGUACCAACAAAUCAGGCUGAUUUAUUAUCACGUUCACAGCAAGAAUAUCCUUCAAAUAAUUUAGGUGUACAGAAUUCAUCGUUAACAGCACAAAACAAUGUACUACUUGGAAAUGGACCUGCAAAUUUAAUACCACCUCAAAUGCCGUCUGGCACCCAAUUUUUGCGCAUGUAUCCACCACAACAUCCUCAACUAUGGGGUUAUCCACAAUAUAGUUCCUAUGGUCCACCAUUUGGUGCGCCUCCUCAAAUCUCAAUGCAAAUGCAUCGUCAACCAUUUGGUGUACCUCCACCACAAAUGCAUCAGUAUCAGACCCAUCAUCAUCCGCAGCAGCAGACUCAAAGACGUGAUCAUCAACAAAUUGACAGCGGUGAUUAUAAAACUCCGAAUAUUUUGCAUCAAAAAGAACUAGAUGCCUUGUCAAAAUUAACUGACAAUGAUACAUGGGCCAAUGCAUCACAAUCCGUUGAUUACAGUGAAAAACUACAAUUUAGUGACAAUGAAGAUAAUGCGGAUACAACAAAUAAAUCAGAACAUCAAACAAGACAACGAACUAAUAUUCAUCAACAACAACCAUAUUAUACUCAGCGACAAAAUUCAGAUUCUGGUUAUUCUCAGUCAAGAUACAACACGAAUCGUCAAUCAAAUCAGCAGCUUCGACAACAAACACAACCCCCUUAUCACCAAACACGUUUAAUACAAGAUGAUGAACAUCAAUGGAAACAAUUACAAGAAAAAACAAACACAGAAUUACAAAAUACAUUAGCCAUAGCUAUACAACGGCGAGUGGAAGAAGAACGUAAAUUGGAUGCCGAUACAAAAAAGAAAACUUCGUCAUCAUAUGAUGAUGAACAACAAAAACAACAACAACGUCGCGAAACCGAUUCCAAAUCUCCUGCAAUAUCAAAAAAUCAGCAACAAGAGUCAAAUACAAAUGUUAGUGGGAGCAAACAUAUUCCAGGUUAUCAAACUCGUCCAUUAUCAGCUUCGACUGGUGGUAAUGGUAAUAGUCAAACAGAUAUACCUUGGAGACCAACAACUUCUCGAACUCGUCAAGAUACAAAUGAGAGUCAAACAUUUUCAAUGGCUAGUUGGCAUGAACAAAUGGAGAGUUUUAAUUAUGCAUCGUUGCAUGAAAAACCCACGGGUGCUGCACCAACCGAAAGUGAUCACGAAAAUGAUAGUAAAAAGUACAGCCGUUCACGUAGUGAAUCUAGUUCUCGUUCACAAUCACAAGUUGGUAUUCCAAUUACGAGUAGUCGAAAUCGUAAAAAUAAUGAUCGUUAUUCAAUUCAACAGCGCCCAAAUCCUAAUAAUAAUACCGAACAACAACGUGAUAUUGUUGACCACUGGGACGUUGGCACUUCCGAACGUGAUAAAGAUAAUGAUGAAUGGGAGAACUUGGAAGACAAUGUUACUUCAAGUAAAACUCAUACUAAACAAACACAGCGAAAUGGAGUUAAAAUUCAACAAGAUCCAUUUGCCGAUGUUGAUACAACAUCAAAUCGAUAUCGUCAACAGCAACAACAAUCGAACAUAGAUAAACGAAAUAAUUUUCAACAAAGUCGCGGAAACAACAAUCGAAGUUCUUACAAUACCCAAUCGUCACGAGAACAAAAUCAUUACGGCAGAAAACAACAGUCUGAAAGAAACAAUAAUAAUAAUAUAUCAACAACAGAUAAAUCUAAGUCACGUUUACAAGUUGAUCCAAAUAAUAGACAACAGCAUUCAUCAGGUGCUCGUGUUUACAAUACAGAUAAUAGUAAAUCCUCGACUCCCGAUGCUCAAUCUGUUAAUAAUGAAUUUGAAGUAUUAGCUGCUCCACAAAGACAAAAUUCUUCAAAUCAGAAAAAUCAAUCACAGUCGCAACGUGAGACAACCGAAAUGAAACAAGCAAAACAGCCAUGGAAAUCACUAUCACCCACACGAAUAUCUGACCAUGAUUCUGAACAUUUAAUGUUGUCAUCUAAAGAUCCUACACCAUCUGAAGCUGUCAUAUUAAAAUCUCAACAACGUGAUUUAGAUAAUCGUGGUAGUCGAAAUGAUGAUCAACAACAGUAUCAAUAUAAUAAUCAACAACAACAACGUGGUGGUAUAAAACAACAAACACGUUUUAAUCAACAGAAUAAUACAUCGACAAUUCAGCCUCUAAUGAGUUUGCCGUCCGAUACAAAACAUUUGAGACAAAAAAGUCAGCAAUCACAACAACAACAGCCUCAACAACGGCAGCAAGAUAGCAGACGUGGCACACGUGAUAAUCAAUAUCAGCAACAGGAAAGACAUCCAAAAGAUUACGAUCAACGUAGUCAAUCUCAUCGUAUGACACAAAAUGAUUAUUAUGGACAAGAGAGUGGAGAAUAUGAUGAAUAUGAAUAUGAAGAGUAUGAUACACAAGGCUAUCAUCAUCCGGGUGUAAAUACCAGACAAAAUCAACAACAAAUGAGAUCUUAUCCUCAAUUACAUCACCAUCGAGGUUAUCCUACAUUAGGGACCUAUGGGAGAUAUAGACGGGGAGGUCGACACCAAUAUGGAAGUACAUCCGGCACAGGUGGUGUCGGUCAAAUCGCUUCAGCUUCAGCCAAUAUAAAUAAUGCACGCACAAAAAAAUAUUCAUCGAGUCGAACAGCUCCGACAACUACAACAAAACCGGUUCCAGCACCUGUUUCAACUACUCAACGCUCAUCGUUAAGUAAACAAAGUACAAUCGAGUCUACUCCGAGUACACCUACGGCAACCACCGAACAAUCAUCACCCAAAACACAGCAAACCGCUAGUCAAAGAUCAUCUACAACAAAGAGUACGCCCUCACCAAAACAAAUAUCAGUUCAACAAACUCGAAGAGAAAAUGCUUGGGUAAAUAAUACAAAUACAAAUACAAAUAAAGCAUCCGAUCAAAAAAACGUGCAAGCAAGCAUCGACAUAGCCAAUGGUGGUAGUAAUACUCCCAGUGUCGAUGCUACUAUUCAAGAACAACCAACAUCUUCAUUAAAUGAGCAAAUACCAUCUAUAUCUGAUACUGAACAAAAAUCUAUCUCAACAGCUGGUAAUCAAGAACAAACAUCUAUUGAAAAUAAAUCUCAAACACCUGUUUCUGGAUCUACAGCUGAAAAUAUUGCACCGAUUUCUAGAACGCAUACACCCACGGAGGGAAAAGAUAAUAUAAAUGAAUUACCACAAACGAAUGAAUCUAUAAGGAAAAAUGUUCAGUUACAACAGCAUCAACGAACAAAUAAUCAUCGUGGCAGAUAUAAUGAUCAGAGACAGCCACCAAGAUAUAGAAAUGCCUAUGCAAGAAAUAUGCAACAAGAAUAUCAAGCAAUGCAAUCUGCGAACAGUUAUUAUGGAAGACGUGGUCAGAGUGGAGGUCGAUUACAAAUGCAAGAUGUCAAUUAUUAUUAUGAACAGCUACACUCACAUCAAUAUAAUCAUGCGGGUUCACGUUAUGGUAAUCAGUCUAUGGGCGGUCAAGAUACUCGUCCUUUAAAUACUCGAGGUAGAGGACGCGGUGCUACUACUUCAAAACGCGGUAAUUUAAAUCGUAAUGGUAGUCAUCGUUCGACAAGUGGUGUCGUCGGUACUUCUGAUACAAUAGCAAAUAAAAGUCAUCAAUCAUUUGUAAAUGGUUCACGUGGUUCACAAGUAUCAUUAUCAGCAAAUUCAACAGACGAUAAAGAAGAAGAUUGGGAAACAGCAUCAGAAUCCAGUGCAAAAAUGCGUAACGGAAAUAAUUACGAACGUAGUGGUAAUGGUGUUGGUUUAGUUAAAGAACGGGAAAAUAAUACAAUAGUAAAUGAAAAACUAGGCAAUCGAAAUCGAACGCCACCAAGAAAAAGUUAUUCUAGUCAAAGACCAGCAAAUAACCGUUAUCAAUCCGGUUACAAUGAUAAUAGACGAUAUUAUUCGUAUGAUCGUGCAACAACACAAAAAUCUGGACGGGGCACGAAUUAUAAAGCCCAACAACCACAACUGCUAUCAUCAAAUGAACAAAAUAGACAGCAGCAACAAUCGACUGUUAAUGAAACACAGUCCCAAAAACAAUCGACGUCUGCAACGACUGGAUCAACUACAAAUUCUCAACAACUUCAACCGGUGAAAAAAGAUUAUCGUCAUUCCGUUGAAGGCUACGAUUUGAAUAAUGUUGCUGGUGUGGUAAAAGUUGAAACAUUACCAGCCGGAGCAUUAGAAGAAGAAGGCACAUUGGCUGAUGAUGGCGAAGAAUUUAGUGUUGUUAUGUCAAGAAAAGAACGUAAAGAACAAAAAGCAGCCCAAUUACGACUAAAUGCUGCUGAAACAAAAGACGACUCGUCACAGCAACAUCAUGAUCAACUUGAUAUCACGAAAUCUCAGCAACAGCGUACACAUAUAUCAAAUAAUAAACAAGCGCAAGAUACAUCUCAGACAGUUUCUUUGAACAAACAGGACGAGAAAUCAUCAAAUGAUGCUACUAUUGCUAGUACUUUGACAAGUAAUGAUAACGAUCCAUCGAGUACUACGAACGUGAACGACACUACAUCAUCAUCUCGUACUCGAGCAGAAAAAUCUGUUCCACCUCGAUUUAACAGUAAAUCAUCUGGUAGUGGUCAGCAUUCAUCAUCGUCUUAUUAUUAUGAUCAACUCUAUUAUUAUUAUGGUAGUUCCUAUGAUAAUCGUUACUAUAAUUCUUAUGAUACAAGGCGUCAAGGACGCAAUCAUGGCGUUUCCAAGCAAAGCCAUCCGAAGAAUACCCACCAGAGAUACGAUCAAAGUAUUGAAAAUGAUGAGAAUCAACAAGAGAAAAAAAAUGAACAUCAAAAACAGGUAAAAACAAAUAUCAGAGAACAAUUAGGAUCACCAUCGGUACCUACUACCAAUUCGACAUCUAUGGAUAAAAUUAAUAAUGAAACAUUAAUGAUUUCAACAACAAACAACACAUUACCAAAUGUUAUGACAAAUAUUCAAAUGUGGGAUAAUUCCGUUGUUAAUGAGACAUCAUCAACAGCAAGUAAAAUAAUCGAAAAACCUUCAUCGUCAAUAGCGUCCUCAUUUCCUGGUGACAAAAAAUUCGCUGAACAUCAACCGAAUGAAUCGUCAAAUAAUAGUGGUGAAUCAUCAUUGCCACAUCAUCAACGAACAGCUGCUGAUCUUGGCUCAGAAUCAACUGUUAGAAAAAGUAAUGAAACGUUGGCACGUGCAAUAAAACCACCUGUAUCAGACGGAAAACAAGCACGCGACAAAAUUAAAGCGCCUGGCUACGAAAAAAAUGACUCAAUGUCUCUUGAUUCCAAUCAACUGUUUUCAAAAGAGGUUAAUUUCAUGACGGAUUACGAUGAUAAAAAUACUCCAGGUGACGAUUACAACCAAAAAAUUAAUAAGCUUAAAACAAUAUGGGAUGCUUCUGAUCAUUCUGGUAGUAGUUUCGAUGCUACAAUCAGUAGUAUGAUUAAUAUGCAACAGCAAGAGAAUUUGACCAAUACACAAUCGAAUGAUACUUAUUCUCAGUUGGAUAGCUCGAAUAAUCAACAAAAUUCACAAAAAUCAUCAUCAAAUGUCAAUGUAUCAUCGUCGUCAUCAGUUACAAAUACUCAACAAGGAAGCAAUAUUCAAGAUGAUAGCGGUAAACAAUCAAUAAUAACGCCAACAUCUUCAACAUCAAACAUCAAUCCCAAUAAUAAUAACAAUAAUUAUACAAAUCAAAAUAUGGGAACAAAGAAUGAACAAAAAAAUAUAUGCACAGUUAAGCCAACACAACAAGUAGUACCGAAUAUUCAAGAUAAUGGAAAUGUUGUCGAUGCUCCAUUUCCUACAUUUCAUCCAACGCCACCUCUAUCACAGCAACAAAUAAUUACAUCCAUUUCAUCACCACUUGCUCCACCUCAAUCAAUGCAGCAGCAACCUUAUUCAACGUAUCCUGUUUAUGAGAAUACACUAUUGCCACAGCGAUUUACUCAGAAUAGAUAUUCGCAGAGUUUUCCAGUUCACAGUCAACCAAUGUAUAUGUCUCCAGUACCAAGUACAAAUCUAUAUCAUAAUCCACAUUCACAACAAGCACCAAUAUCAGCAGCACAGAAUAAUUCAAUGCCACCACCGCCACCGCCAAUGAGUUCAUACUCCCCAUCAAUCAAUAAUGGUUCAUUAUAUAUGGCUCCUCAACAAACAAUGAUGAUGAGCCAUCCAAUGAUGACAAAUCGGAAUAUACAGUCACAGCAAACAAAUUCGUAUUACCCACGUCCCACUCGACCACAACAGGGAAAUACAUAUAAUACACAAGAUGCAUCAGCAGCCGCAGGCACUCCUCCCUAUUAUCAAGCUUUUCAUAAUCAAAGUUCUCCAGCCAUUUAUAGCCAAGGAGAAUCUUAUAAUCCAUUAGGAAUGUAUCGUGCAUCAUCAAUUGACCGUAAUGACCAUUGCACGUCUUCCAUGUUGCCCUUACAAGCUCCACCUCCUCCAUUACGAACAUCAAGUUUUCCACCGACACCAACAUCGAAUCAACCACCUUCUUUGGUACAAUCUCAAAAUCCUCAAAAGUAUCAAUUACAGCAAGGAAAUUCUGGCUAUUUAUAUCAACAUCAACCUCAAUAUGGUGGUAACGGAAAUCAUCAACAACAACAUCAACAAGGACCACCAGGUCCAAUUGGUAAUAAUAAUCGUAUGUUUGACAAUCAGCUACAACAACCGACAAAUAUUGGAUCAGGUAACAUUGAUUAUAUGUCAUUAGCACAACAUCCAGGAAAUAAUAAUAAUCUAUCUCGAUCACGUCCAAUGUUAUCACACGUUCAUCAACAACAAUUUUUUGGUGGUAGUGGAAAUAAUCAAAAAUCAUCGCCAUCAUUUCCGCUUGAAUAUCCACAGGUAUAUAAUCAGCCACAACAUUAUUCUGGCUAUACUCAUCCUCAUCCACAGCAACAAUCACAAUUGUCAGCUAACCAUACAAGACAAGCAUUACAUCAAUUUCAUGGUGGUGACAAAAAAUCCAAUGACAGUAAUAAACCAAAACAUAUGUAG
Messenger RNA from Didymodactylos carnosus, 7722 nucleotides. Lineage: Eukaryota; Metazoa; Rotifera; Eurotatoria; Philodinida; Philodinidae. The record is from the annotation of a GenBank genome assembly.